This is a messenger RNA of Notechis scutatus (mainland tiger snake), 11932 nucleotides long. NCBI's taxonomy places the organism in Eukaryota, Metazoa, Chordata, Lepidosauria, Squamata, Elapidae. The record is from RefSeq and is a predicted model, not a curated record.
AGCCUUAUCACACCAGGACUGAAGAAAGCUGAGAGAGUAGUUUAGUAUCAUAAUUAAGCACUCUUUGAUUCUCAUUGGAUGAGUCAACCUGUUGCAUGUGCAACAGGAAAGUCAAUGAGAUGCACAGAGCAGAGACAAAGGGAUGAACUGGCCGUCUGGGUUGUAUAGAAAAAAAGCAUAGGCAAAGCAAUACAAAUCUUCAUCACAGCAUACAUUUUUGGCAACCUAAGGCUGGGUCAUAGAGAAGACAAGAAACUUCUUCUUUUCCCGAAGCUCUUCUGAGGAUGGCUUCCCUCUUCCAACACCUGUGGGUGUUGCUAUGGAAGAACUGGCUGAGCGUCAAAAGGCAACCGCUUUGGUCUUUCACAUUAAUUUCUUUGCCUGUAUUUUCAUUCAUUCUUAUGGCUGUCAUUCGAAUACAAUUUCCUCCAGAAGCCCAAUCAAACUGUUACCUGGCCCCUCGGAAUCUUCCCAGCACAGGUUUCUUGCCAUUUCUCCAAACUGUGCUUUGCAGUUCUGAUUCCACAUGCAAAAGUGCACCAUAUACUCCUGAAGAUCUGUUGCCCAAAUUGAAUAUUUCACUCAAAAGCAGAAGACAGAGAAGUUCUGCUAGCCAGGCGGAGGAGAGAAGCCCAUCAUCCCAAAGUGCUGACGUCCUCCAAAAUAGGCAUCGUCCAUUGGGGAUACUUGAUUCAACAUUCAAUCUGAAAGUUUUUAUUGAAAAUAUUUCAUCACCAACCAGCUAUGACAAAAUAUACUUGCUUAAUGAUAUUCUCACUUUAGCAGAGAAACAAAACUCUUCACAAGCAAACCUUAAAGUUGCUGUCUGUGAGGUUCUAUCAGUGAAUGCAUCUUUGCAAAGUCUCCUUUUGGAAACUCUUGGAAUAAACAUCUAUCAGCCAUUGUGCCUCAACAAUAUGUCUCUUCUGGAGUCACUUUUUCAAGAACUCAGAACUCAUAUUUCAAAAUUACAGAAGGAUCCUUCUUACCAGAUGGCUUUUGUCCAGGAAGCUGGAUCAUUUUUAUCACUCAUCUCCCAAGUACAGAAUGAAACUUCUAUAUGGAACCUCCUCCUGAUGACUCCAGAUAUAAUUCAUGGUGCCACCACAGUGAGAGACAUGGCUGAUACUCUUCACAGCAGGAAAAGGCUAUUUACGAAGAGGGAUAAGAGUCACCAAAUGAUUUUAAAUAUGACCAGCUGGCUAUCUACUUUGAACUGUUCAGAACAAGAUAAAAAUAAUUUGGCAGUAAAUUACAUUUGUGAACAACCUGAUUUCUCGAAAAAGAUUCCGAUUUUAUUUGACAGAAUGAAAGUAGUUUUAAGGAAUCUUUUAGGUCUUGAUUUUGCUGAUGAAGAGCUUAAGACUGGCCAUUUUUUAAAGGAUUUCAAAAGAAAUACAAAAUCUCAGAAUAGCUUGAAGAAAAUGCCAUUAUUUGAUUUAAAAGAAACUCAAAAUAUCCACAAUUUAAACAGGAGCAUCAGGGAUAUCGCAUUUUUAAAUAAUAUUAUUUUUAAAGCCAGAAAGGCAUGGCAAACUGUUAAAAUGAGUACUGUCCUCAAAUUCUUUUUCCUGCCUGAAAAAUAUAGAAAAUACUUAACUUCAGUGGAAGAAGUGCCAUCAUUAGUAAACCUUCUGCUUAAGCCUGCAACAACUGACAAUUUUCCUGAGAAGCUUUUGGAACUUCAGAAAAUCUUUAGUGUCAUAACAAAUAGCAGGACUAAUCAUAACUACCUAUUGAUCUCUUCCCUGACCAAUCUGAUGCAGAAAAUCCAAAAUUCCAUUAAUGAAUCUCAGUGGAAUGAAUUCAACAUUUAUUGGCACAUUGUUGAAAAACUGAGGUCUGCAAAAUGGAGUGAUACAGACAUCCUUAUAUAUAGACAGAUUUUAGAUACAUUACAUGACAAUCUGUAUGUCAACCAUGAUAAUUUUGGACUUCCUUUGAAGAAAGAACUAGAGCAAAUGAUUAAAUUUGUAAAUCACUUAUUGAAAAAAUAUGAUGCAGGGAGCAUCAAGGGAACAAAUGUUUCGAUGGUUUUAAAUACUAUUUUGAAAAGUUUACAAGUGUUAGAGGACCUGGAGAAAAAGUACAUCAGCGAAUUCUUUAUUGUUAAUCCACUAAUGAAUACCAACAACGAAACUGUACAGAAAUUAUUUCAGUUAAUUAUGAAGGGUAUAGAGAUACUUUCUGAUCCCAGUCAGACAGAAGCAUUUAAUAUUAACAAAACAGAUUCCCUUCUCAGAUUUUCACAAGCAUUAUCUUUACUGGAUUUAUAUAUGACUCCAGUGUGGCAUAAUUCUUCAAUGCAAGCAAAAAUGUUGCAACUCUUGUAUUUAGCACCAAGCCUUCUUCAAAUGGAAAACAUUCAGGCUGACAACAGCCUCUCAGACUGCACUGUCAAAGAUUUCCACCUCAUUACAAUUGAAGUGUUUUUCAAUAAUGCCACACUAAAGGAAGCCUUAAGUAAAAGAAAAUGUAAUUUUCGUUUCUCUUCUCUGGAUUUUGAAAACCAAACAACCUAUCAUUAUAUGUUUACCCAAUUGUUUCAGCUUACAACAAAAAGUCUCAAACCAGCAUCACUUUUUGAAAUAAUCCAGGGAAACAAAAGGAAACACUUCCCAGGUGAAUUUCAGUGUCUCAUCAGAUUAUUAGAAGUUUCAUCCAGUUUUCUGUCUAAAUUAAUUGGACUCCAUAAACACCAGAAUUCCUGGAUAGAAAAGAUUGAUAAAAAUCUAAAUGCCUUUUCUCUUGAUCUGUCUCAACAUAAUCUGACUUGCAGAGAACCAUUGCUUAACAAUAUAAUUGACAAAAUUUCUGCUUUAUACAUUCAGAGUCCUUUUAUUUUUAAAGAAACAGUACCAGAUAUUAAAAAUAUCCUGGAUAGACCAUCAUUUUGGAAUCAAACAUUUGUGCCUUCUUUUUUGCUACAUAAUAAACAUCAAAAGAUUGUAGCAAAGAUUUUACAAAUGAGCAAAAGUGUUCAUCAAUCAAAAUGGAAUAAUUUUUCAGAGAUCUUGAGCGAGACCGCAGAAAUAUUGCACUCGAAACAGAAUGUGACAAAUACAAAGCAGUAUAUUCAACUGCUAGAAAUGUCCAGAAAAGCAGUAAUUCUUGUUGGCAUUGGAUUAGCCAACAAGGAAAAAGAAACAUACAAGUUUCUUGAAACUUUAAGCUGGGGCAUGAAAGUUUCCUCUUUAGAAGAGGUAUUAGAUAUGUUCAGAUUGUUCCUAAAUUCCAGUUCUGGCAUAGAUUAUAAAACUUAUUUUAGAAAAAAUAUGAAUACUUUUUUAUCACCUAACGAUGCUCUUUUUCAAAGACUUUUCUACAAUAAUCCUUCUCCAGAACAAAUCAAACACAUAUUAAACAAAACUACAAGAAUGUUGAAUGAAUUGUUUUUAAAUUGGAUCAACUUAAAAUUUACAAUGAUAUGGAAAACUAUCCACAAGGUAAUAUCUAUAGCAACUACCCAAUUUCCAGUGGAAAUACCACGGGCUUUUAAUUCAAAAGAAGAAAUUCCUUUGACAUCUUCAGAUUUUUUUCUUAAAUCUUCAGUAAUAAAAGACAUUCUGAAACCAUUCCUCACCCCUCAGAAUAACUAUCAUAGUAAAACAAAUGUAAAUCUGAUUUCACAAUUAGUACAAAGAAUCCAAAAUACCGCUAAAAAAUCCUGGUCAAAUGAGUUGAAGGCCUUUGUAAAUAUUCAUAGAGAACUACGGCCUGUAAUGUAUAGCUCACUUUUUUUAAGUACAUUAUAUAAACAUUUUUCUUUACUGAAUAAUGCUUCUGACCUUCAUUUUAACUCAGAACUGCAAGGGUUAACUCAACUUUUAUCCUAUGUACUACCAAAAUAUAAUGAAGAAAACCCACAUAUUAACACUUCAGAACAAAUUAAUAUUGCUGUUAGGAAGCUGUUAUUUCAGCAAAGGUUUGUGCGUCAAUUUAUCAUCAGUCAAUUAGAAACCAUCCUCCCAUUGGCUAAUAAUAGCCACAAAAUCUUUGAAAAUAUUUAUGACAUAUUGAAUCAAGGAGCAAUGAUACUUUCUGACAGCAAAUUGGAAGAAACUGAGAAAGGAAAAAUUGCCACCUUGUAUGGUUUUUCACAAUUUCUGUUUCAAAAGGAGUUCAGUGAAUCUUUCUUAGGGGAUAGAAAUGAAACAAAAACAGUGGAUAUCUUAUAUUUAACUCUAAGUCCAUUAUUACAUAGUUGGACCAACAAAAUGGGAGAGCCACAUAAUUGCAAUGCUCAAGAUAUAAUUCACAUAAUUUUUCAAAUGCUGUUUAGAAAUACCACUCUCUCUGAAGUACAUAACCAAAACCAUUGUGAACUGCUUUUCUCUUCUAUGGAUUUUGAAAAGAGAACAAACCAAACAUUUAUUGACUUCUUCCUUUUCUCCAUAAAAAAUUUCCAGCAGACAAAAUUAACAAAUCUUUACCAAAAAAAUAAUGUGCAUUUUUCAAAUGAUUUAUUAUGCAUCAUCAAAUCACUACAAUUUUCUUCUGGCUUGCUUUUGAAAAUGAAUAUACUCUUUGACUUCCAACAUCCUUGGAUACAGGAGAUGUAUGCAACUUUAGCAAAAAUUUCCAAACAAUUACCAUUAAUUAAUUCAACUUGUUUCAUCCCAGUUCUUGAUGGUAUAAAUGAUGUUACUUAUAACCCUUCAAAAAUUCCCUUGCUGUUUUCAGGUUAUGAAACAGAAUAUUAUAUACAAAAUUUCAUUGACAAAUUAAUAGACUGGAGUGAGUUAGCAAUACUCUUUAAGCAGCUUCAAGAUUCUACAUAUUUGAACAUUCCUCUGAAUGAAGCCACACAAAAAAAUGAAGAUGAAAUCUCUAUUCCAUCUAAAAGCAAUUUUUCACAGAUUUGGGCUAUGUUGUCCAAAUGGUACCAUACAGAAACUGAGAAUGCAAGAUAUGGCUUUGAAAUGAUGGAGAAAGUUCUGGAUAACAACAAAUCAGUUCCAGAAAUAUUUAAUGUCAGUAUUUCUAUUUUAAAUCAUUUGGAUUCGCUAAAGGAGUUUAAAGCAAAUCCAGAUCCAAAUUUUCUGUCAAAAAGAACUAAGCUGCAAUAUAAAUUUGAUCGUAUUAGGCACCCUUUUCUGAUGAUUGCAGAAACAGUUCUAAACAAGACAUUUUGGAAGGAAUGGGAACAAGCGCAAUCUCCAAGCAAUUUGAUUGCACAGUUUCUGUUUUCAGAAUUUGAAAAUGUCUUCCUAAAAACAUCUCAUAAUAGUAACUUCUCAUCCUAUUUCAUUUGCAUAAUGAAUGUGUUUCAAGGGCCAGACGAUGAAUUAUCAGGAAAUGGUACUCUUCCUCCAAAAAUAAGAGAGCUAAAAGAAGUUCUUUUUAAUUCUCGAAGUCCUUUUGCCACAGUUCCAGAGAUUCUGAUGUUAAAACUAACCCAUCUGCAAAACCUAACAUCACUCCUUUGUGAUUUCGAGAGUAUUAGAUGGUUGCAGCAAACAUGCCAGCUUGCUGAUGUUAGUUUUGCUGAGUUGUGCAGUCAAAGUGAAUUCCACAAGAAGCUUCUUCAUAGUAGAAGCCAAAGUGAUAGUGCACUGUCCAAUUUAAUUAGCCACAGAAGACUCUUCCAAGAAUUUCAGGAAAUAAUUGUUGGGAAUCCCCAAAAGCUUCAGCAACACAUUAAGUGGUUACAAGAAAAUGUCCCUCAACUUAAAUAUUUCCGUGAUAACUUGAAGUAUAUUUCUUCUUUGACUUCAAUAAUGAAUAUCACUAAGAUUACACCACAUUCCAGAAAACAAGAUAUGGUCAUAGAUCUGUUCCGAAAUACUGAUGGCCUCAAGAAUGAUCUCAAAAAUAUUGUAGGAUUGUCUACCAAAAGUAUCAGUGCUUUCACAGAAAUGCCUCUUUCAGAAAACAAAACAAAGCUGGUAUUUCAAAUACUGAAGCUAGAGUCCUGUAAUACUGAUAUUGGUGAUGCUAAGCUGGAAAUUAUAGCAAAACAAUUCUGCAACUUCUCCAUUACAGAAAGGGCUUACAAGUCUUAUCUUUUGGGGAUCACAUUUCUGCGUUACUUAGAUGUCUACAAAUUCAUCUACAAGAUGCUUUUCCCUAAGGAAUUUCAAAUUCCUGUGGAUAAGGCAUUAGAAGUUCUGAGAGACUUGGAUCACUUGAGGAUGAAGCUUGUAUCAGAUGUUCAUCCGCUCUUAGAUGCAAUUCAUUCCCUGAAAAAGCUGAGGAUGGCAAGACAUGCACCACUUUCUAAGGCUUUAUUUGAGGCUGGCAAUCUAACAAUAAAUAACAGAGUGUUGGAAACUCUAUCAAAAACUUUCUGCAACCAUGACAUCACUCCCUUGUUUUUUGAAUCUCUGUUACCUGAUUUUGAGGAACAGAACGUUCAUCAUUCUUCUGCAGAUGAAGAUGAACAAGUUCAACAUAUUAUGAAGAAAUAUAUUAUCCCAUCUGACACUACACCUUUCUGCAUAUCAUUGUUUCUGGACUUGGUUAAGACACCUUCUGGAGCUUUAAUUUGGUCUUUCUUAAAGCCAAUGGUGCGUGGACGGAUUCUGUAUUCUCCAGAUACUCCUGAAACACGUGCAAUCAUGGAAAAGUCCAAUUCAACAUUGAAACUGAUGGCUGAUUUAACACAAAAAGCCCAGGAGUGGUUGGACCGUUCACCAUUGCUCAUGGAUUCACUAACUAUAUUAAAUGACACUCUUCCAAUGUUGAAGAACACAUUGCAGAAUCCUUUUGUACAGGUUUUCAUCAAACUUAUGGUGAAGCUGGAUGCUGUUGAAUUGUUAAACCAAAUUAAUGAACUGGAUGAUAUACGUUUGGAACUACAGAAUAGCACUGAUAUAAUAAAUCAACUUAUUAUUUUAGCAAGACUAUCAGUAAAUAUUUCUUCAUGUGUGCUGCUUGAUCGCAUUCAGCCAGGCAAAACUGUAGAGGAAAUGGAGAUGAUGGCAAAAGAUCUGUUUCUGAGAAAUGAACUUUUUGCAAGUGUCAUUUUCAAGUUACCUUCAAAUGAGACAAGAAAACACGUAACACCUAGUGGACUUUCCCUUCCACCAUUAGUCAAUUAUACCAUCCGAAUGAGCAGCAAGAUUUCCCAAACAACGAAAAGAAUACGAGAAAAAGUUUGGACAGGGGGACCACAUAAUUCAGCCUCGCAAAGCCAAAUCUACAGUCGAGCAUUUGUCUACAUCCAAGAUAGCAUUGAUAGAGCAAUAAUUGAACUACAGACUGGGAAAAGUGCAGAAGAAAUAGCUGUCCAAGUUCAGGCUACACCAUAUCCUUGUUAUAAUAAAGACAUGUUUCUGACUAGUGUGACCUACUCUCUUCCAUUUACAUUAAUGGCUGCUUGGAUACUUUUCAUUGCAUCUUUUGUGAAAAAGCUUGUUCAAGAAAAAGACCUGAGACUUUAUGAGUAUAUGAAGAUGAUGGGUGUAAAUUCCAGCAGCCAUUUCAUUGCUUGGUUCAUUGAAUGCAUCAUAUUUCUCCUGCUUACUAACAUAUUUCUUAUUUUUAUUCUCAAAUUUGGGAAUAUCCUUCCAAAAAUAAAUGUUAUGAUCUUGUUCCUGUACGUUCUGGACUACAGUUUCUCCAUCAUAGCCAUGUGCUAUCUCAUUAGUGUUUUCUUCAACAAUACAAACAUUGCUGCUUUGGUUGGCUGCCUGGUCUACAUCCUGGCCUUUUUCCCCUUCAUUGUCCUACUAGUUGUUGAGAAUCAGAUGAGCUUCACCAUCAAGAGCCUACUGAGCCUUUUAUCUCCAACUGCAUUCAGCUAUGGAAGUCAAUAUAUUGCCCGUUACGAAGAAAAAGGCAUUGGUCUGCAAUGGGAUAAUAUUCAUGUGUCACCAAUAUCAGGAGACAAUACUAAUUUUAGCUGGAUGUGCUGGUUAAUUAUGAUAGAUUCUUUUAUUUAUUUCAUUCUGGGCUGGUACAUCAGGAACGUUUUUCCAGGGAAAUAUGGGAUGGCAGCUCCAUGGUAUUUUCCAUUCCUUCCAUCUUACUGGACUGAGCGCUAUGGUUAUUUUCCUUUGUGGAGUGAGAAGUUAACAGGCUAUCUUUUCACCAAUUUCUUCUUAAGAAAACAACCUGCUUUCCCGGAAAAGAUGUAUGUUCACAGUGCUUCACCCUCUAACAUUGAACCUGAACCCACUCAUCUCGAAGUGGGAGUUUCUCUCCAAGGAAUAACAAAGAUUUAUGAAUCCAAAGCUGCUGUUCAGAAUCUCAAUCUGAAUUUUUAUGAAGGAAAUAUCACCUCAUUGCUGGGUCAUAAUGGAGCUGGAAAAACUACCACAAUAUCUAUACUGACAGGUUUGUUUCCUGCUUCAUCUGGCACUAUAUUUGUUUAUGGCAAAGAUAUCAGAACUGAUCAAGAUUUCAUCAGGAAAAAUAUGGGAAUUUGCAUGCAGCACAAUGUAUUAUUUGAUUACCUCACCACAAAGGAGCAUCUGCUUUUAUAUGGCUAUAUCAAGGUGCCCCAAUGGAGCAAAGAAGAGUUACAGGAAGAAAUAGACCGGAUUUUGAAGGAAACUGGAUUAUACAACCAUCGUCACAAGUUGACAGGCUCUUUAUCAGGAGGGAUGAAGAGGAAGCUAUCUAUUUCAAUUGCUCUACUGGGAGGUUCAAAGGUUGUAAUUUUGGAUGAACCAACCACUGGAGUUGAUCCCUGUUCUAGGAGAGGCAUUUGGGAAAUCAUAUCAAAGAACAGAAAAGGCAGAACAAUCAUCCUUUCUACACAUCACUUGGAUGAAGCAGAGGUCUUAAGUGACAGGAUUGCAUUCUUGGAACAUGGAGGUCUCAAAUGCUGUGGGUCCCCAUUCUACCUCAAGGAAACUUAUGGUAGUGGAUACCACCUGACACUUACUAAAGAAAAGAGCUCAGUUCUGAAUGUAGGAGAAUGCAAUACCUCUACCGUGACAGCCACAAUACAGGCUCAUCUUCCAGAAGCAUAUCUCAAAGAAGAUAUUGGUGGAGAACUUAUCUAUGUACUUCCUCCAUUUAACAAUAAAGUUUCUUUAUCCUAUCAGUCUCUUCUGAGAAACCUGGAUAGUAAUUUAAGUGAUCUACAUAUUGGCUGCUACGGAAUUUCAGAUAGCACUGUAGAAGAAGUAUUUCUUAAUUUGACCAAAGAUUUUGCAAAAGAUGAACAAACUGAUGCAGAGUUAUCUCAAGAGGGGCCCAGUUUUAAUGUGGAUAAUGACGGCUUGUCCAUGAACUCUAACAAUGUCUUUGAACCAGAUGAUCAAGUCCUGAUUAACACAGGAAAGCCAAACAAUCUUUCUCUCCUGCUGAGGAAAGCCACAGCAUUGUUCAUUAAACGUUUCCAUCACACUCGACGCGAUGUGAAAGGUUUUAUUGCUCAAGUUAUCCUUCCUGUGCUCUUUGUGACAGCUGCUAUGGGCCUGGGCAACUUGAGAACCAAGGUGGCAGAAUACCCAGCUCUCCAUCUCUCACCAGCCUUGUAUGGUUCUUCCAGCCAGUCAGACUUCUUUGGGAAUUUCAAUCAAACCACAGAUAUUUUGGUUGCUUCAAUGCUCUCUUUUCCUGGAAUAGAUAAUAUCUGCCUAAACAGAAGUAAUUUUUUCCAAGCAAUCAUUUCCUCUGCCUCUGCCGGUCUGGGCUGCUUCCGCAUGCCUUCCUCCUCCCAAGCGGAACAUAAAGAUGGGCGGAACACUUCUCCAAAGUUGGGAGUCUCUGAGCGCAUUUCUGUUGUUGCUCAUCCUUAUCCUGGUGGAGAGAGUCAGGAGCAAGCUAUGCUUAGUAGUUUACUGGAUAUCAUCGUGUCCAUGUCAGUCUUGAUUGGAUACUCCAUCACAACAGCUAGUUUUGUGCUUUACGUGGUCAAGGAACAUCAAACAAAGGCAAAACAGCUACAACAUAUCUCUGGCCUCGGUGUGACCAGCUACUGGGUGACUAACUUCAUUUAUGACAUGGUUUAUUUUCUGGUGCCUGUUAUACUCUCAGUGGGCGUUAUUUCAGCUUUUCAGAUACCAGCUUUCUUCAAUGACAAUAACCUGUUGGCUGUAUUCCUGCUUCUUCUUUUAUUUGGAUAUUCAACAUUUUCAUGGAUGUACUUGCUGGCUGGAAUCUUCAAGGAAACUGGGAUGGCCUUUAUUGUUUAUGUCUGCAUCAAUUUAUUCUUUGGUGUCAACACAAUCAUCUCCCAUUCAGUUAUUUUUUUACUUUCCCAAGAAAAAGCUACUGAUAAGGCCCUGCAUGAUCUUGCUGAAACAUUGAGACAUAUUUUCCUGAUAUUCCCACAAUUCUGUUUUGGUUAUGGGUUAAUCGAAUUAUCUCAGUAUCAUGCCCUGAUGGGUUUUUUGAAAGCCUAUGGAGUAAUUUACCCUGAUAAAACAUUUGAAUUGGACAGGACAACAUCCAAACUGCUUGCGAUGUUCAUUCAAGGAACUCUGUUUUUUACAGUCCGCCUCUUGCUUGAUGAUGGAACAAUUCAGAAAAUGUGGCAUAAAAUAUUACAAUUCUUAUUUAAUAAAUUGCAUGGUAAGUCUCCACUCUACCUUGAAGACAUUGUUGGGGAGGAAGACAAAGAUGUCCGAGCAGAAAGAGAGCGAGUGACACUGGGCUUGUCAGAUUGUGAUGUGUUGCAGCUCCAGAAUCUUUCCAAAAUCUACCAUCUUCCCUACAGAAGGGUUGUAGCAGUAAGAAAUGUCAACAUUGGAAUCCCAGCAGGAGAGUGCUUUGGCUUGCUUGGUGUGAAUGGGGCUGGGAAAACCACCAUUUUUAAAAUGUUGACAGGCGACAUUGGUCCAACUGAUGGAAGGCUACUGAUGCAAGAUGAAACUGGAUCCUUAAAUGAAAUUGAUGAUGCACACCGUUCACAAUUUGGAUACUGUCCUCAAGAAGAUGCUCUUGAUGAUUUGCUGACUGUUGAAGAACACAUGUAUUACUAUGCACGAUUACAUAGCAUCCCAGAGGAAGAUAUUAAAGGGAUUGUAUUUCACCUUCUUUAUCGACUUAAUCUCAUGCCUUACCGAAGUAGAAUUGCUUCUAUGUGCAGCUAUGGCACCAACAGAAAGUUAUCGACUGCUCUAGCCCUUCUGGGGAAACCAUCAGUUUUGCUAUUGGAUGAGCCAAGUUCUGGUAUGGAUCCUAAUGCAAAGAGGCAUUUAUGGAAAAUCAUCACGGAGGAAGUGCAGAACCAGUGUUCAGUGAUACUUACUUCACACAGCAUGGAAGAAUGUGAGGCUCUCUGCACACGCCUGGCUAUCAUGGUAAAUGGACAUUUCCAGUGCUUGGGUUCAUUGCAGCACAUAAAAAGCAGAUUUGGAAAAGGAUUCACUGUGAAGAUGCAUUUGAAUAACAGUGCAGACAACAUUGAGAAGCUGACUCUAUUUUUACAAACAAACUUUCCAAAUACAUACUUAAGGGACCAUCAACUGAACAUGGUGGAAUAUCAUAUCCCAGUGUCUGCCGGAGGUGUAGCAAACAUAUUUCAACUUCUAGAAAUGAACAAAGCAGUUUUUGAAAUUAAACACUUCUCUGUGAGUCAAACAACUCUGGAAGAGGUUUUCAUCAACUUUGCUAAAGCUCAAACUAGCCCUGAUAUUUCAGAUGCAAUCACCUAUACAAGUCCAGAAGCUUAAGGGAACAUUUAACUGCUAUACUAAAGCUUUAUGCCAAAACUUCUUGACUACUGUAUUAAAGCUUUUCUUUGCAAGUUAUUUUAUCCAUAUUGUACUCUAGACCAUGAAUCUAGGCCCUUCCCUUUAUAUCAGAUUGGUCUUUACUUCUUUCUCAAGUUUUUUUUUUUCAUACGUAAACAAUACAUAGCAGAUACAAAUAUAUUUCUCAUCAUGUAUUUAUGAAAUUCUUUCCAUGCUCCAGUUCCAAGAAAUAUAUUCUCAGUGAAAAAGAAGAGCUGCUUUGUGUUAAGGAAUAUAAACGAAAAGAUUGCUAUAGAGAGAGAUUAUGACAAUGUUAAAUAAAUUUUUUUUAAAAUGAC